GCAUAAAAGGCAGCACGCCAGUAGGGAGAACAACAGAAAUCAAAUAACCGUGACCAUGAACGGAAAGAUCAUCUUCUACGAGGACAGGAACUUCCAGGGCUGCUCCUAUGAGUGCAGCAGCGACUGCUCCGAGCUCUCCUCCCACCUGAACAGGUGCAACUCCUGCAGGGUGGAGAGUGGCAUGUUCAUGGUGUAUGACCGGCCCAACUACAUGGGCCACCAGUACUUCCUGAGGAGGGGAGAGUACCCUGAGUACCAGCACAUGUUAGGCUUCAACGACUGCAUCAGGUCUUGUCGUAUGAUCCCCCAGCACAUGGGCCAGUUCAGGAUGAGGAUCUACGAGAAGGAGAACUUCGGAGGCCAAAUGCACGAGGUGAUGGACGACUGUGACUCUAUCCAGGAGCGUUACCAUAUGCCCGAGAUGCAGUCCUGCAACGUGAUGGACGGCCACUGGGUCAUGUACGAGCAGCCCCAAUUCAGAGGCAUGCAGACCUACCUGAGGCCUGGAGAGUACAGGAACACAAGAGAGAUGGGAAUGGGAAAUGAUGAAAUGAGGUUCCAGUCCAUGAGGCGCAUCAGCAGCGAUGCUGCCUUUUAA
This is a messenger RNA of Oncorhynchus masou masou (cherry salmon), 598 nucleotides long. Its product is annotated as gamma-crystallin M3-like. The record is from RefSeq and is a predicted model, not a curated record. Gene Ontology annotation, biological process: visual perception; lens development in camera-type eye. The transcript is spliced from 3 exons. NCBI's taxonomy places the organism in Eukaryota, Metazoa, Chordata, Actinopteri, Salmoniformes, Salmonidae. The coding region runs from base 56 to 598 and encodes 180 amino acids. Gene Ontology annotation, molecular function: structural constituent of eye lens.